Molecule: messenger RNA, 3290 nt
Organism: Dromaius novaehollandiae (emu)
Lineage: Eukaryota; Metazoa; Chordata; Aves; Casuariiformes; Dromaiidae
Product: beta-1,3-galactosyltransferase 2-like
Exons: 2
Coding region: 1649-2977 (442 amino acids)
Cellular component (GO): Golgi membrane
Molecular function (GO): N-acetyl-beta-D-glucosaminide beta-(1,3)-galactosyltransferase activity
Source: RefSeq, a predicted model, not a curated record
AGCGUGCUCCCGGGGUGCACGGCAUUCCCACAUCCCGGAGCGUGCUCCCAGGGUGCACAGCAUUCCCGUGUCCCGGAGCGUGCUCUCGGGGUGCACGGCAUUCCCACAUCCCGGAGCGUGCUCCCAGGGUGCGCAGCAUUCCUGUGUCCUGGAGCCUGCUCCCGGGGUGCACAGUAUUCCCAUAACCCAGAGUGUGCUCCUGGGGUGCACGGCAUUCCUGUGUCCCAGAGUGUGCUCCUGGUGUGCACGGUAUUCUCACAUCCCGGAGCGUGCUCCCGGUGCAUGCAGCCUCCCCGCGUCCUGGAGCGUGCUCCCGGUGUGCGAGGCAUUCCUGUAGCCUGGAGUGUGCUCCCAGUGUGCGAGGCAUUCCUGUAGCCUGGAGUGUGCUCCUGGUGCGUGAGGCCUCCCCACAUCCCAGAGCGUGCUCCCGGAGCAUGCGGCGUUCCCGCAUCCCGGAGCGUGCUCCCGGUGCGUGAGGCCUCCCCACAUCCCGGAGCGUGCUCCCGGAGCAUGCGGCGUUCCCGCAUCCCGGAGCGUGCUCCCGGAGCGCAAGGCCUCCCGCUAUCGGCACACCGUGUUUGCGCUGCCCCACCCGCCGCGUCCCAAGGGCUCCGGGCCUUAUCGCGCCCGGCGGCACUUAUUGACGUGCGGCCCCGGGGCUCUGUGCUGCCCCCGCGGAAAAGGUUCAGGUUCACCCAUGCGUGCGGGGACACGGCUGGCUGCGAGGGCUGGGGGAGGGCUGCACUCUCCCCGGCUCCUUGCACGCUCCCCGGCUCCCUGCACGCUCCCUGGCUCCUUGCACACUCCCUGGGCCCUGCACGCUCCCUGGCUCCCUGCACGCUCCCUGGCUCCUUGCACUCUCCCCGGCUCCUUGCACGCUCCCCGGCUCCUUGCACGCUCCCUGGCUCCUUGCACGCUCCCUGGGCCCUGCGCGCUCCCUGGCUCCCCACGCGUUCCCAGGUCUCUGCACACUUCCUGGUCCCUGCACGCUCCUGGAUUUCUGCCUGCUUCCUGGCUCCCCACGCGUUCCCAGGUCCCUGCAUGCUUCCUGGUCCCUGCACGCUCCUGGAUCCCUGCACGCUCCUGGGUCCUGGCAUGCUCCUGGUAGCCUGAACAGUCCCCAGCUCCCUGCGUGCUCCCCGUCUCCGCAUGCUCCCCAGGUCCCCGGGCGCUCCCGGCUCCCUGCACACUUCCAGAUCCCUGCACACUCCUGGAUCCCUGCAGGCUCCCCAUGCAUUCCCAGGUCCCUGUAGGCUCCUAGAUCCCUGCACACUUCCAGGUCCCUGCACGCUCCCCGUCCCCGCGUGCUCCCUGGGUGCUCCCGGCUCCCUGGACGCUCCCAGCUCCCCGGGCGCUCCCGGCUCCCUGGAUCCCUGCACACUUCCAGGUCCCUGCACGCUCCUGGAUCCCUGCACGCUCCCCAUGCAUUCCCAGGUCCCUGCAUGCUCCUGGAUCCCUGCACACUUCCAGGUCCCUGCACGCUCCCUGUCCCCGCAUGCUCCCCAGGUCCCCGGGCGCUCCCGGCUCCCUGGAUCCCUGCACACUUCCAGGUCCCUGCAUGCUCCUGGAUCCCUGCACGCUCCUGGGUCCUGGCAUGCUCCUGGUAGCCUGAACAGUCCCCAGCUCCCUGCGUGCUCCCCGUCUCCGCAUGCUCCCCAGGUCCCCGGGCGCUCCCGGCUCCCUGCACACUUCCAGAUCCCUGCAUGCUCCUGGAUCCCUGCAGGCUCCCCAUGCAUUCCCAGGUCCCUGUAGGCUCCUAGAUCCCUGCACACUUCCAGGUGCCCGCAUGAUCCCCGGGUGCUCCCGGCUCCCUGGGCGCUCCCAGCUCCCUGGGCACUCCCGGCUCCCCGGGCGCUCCGCGGCCCCGCGCCGGCCCAGCACCCGCCUCAGGCGUCCCGUCUCCUGCAGGUGGGUCCCGGACGGAGGACGCUGCCCGGCGGAGCCGCCCCCGAGCCCCGCCGCCAUGAAGUGCCCGGCCGGCCUGCGAGUGCUGCUGCUGCCCGUCUGCGUCUCGCUGGCGCUGCUGGGGCUGCGGCUGCAGCAGGGCGCCCGGGAGCCCCUGGCCGCGUCGCCGGCCUUCUCCUGGCGGGAGGUGCCGGGGGGCAACGGCACGGCCGGGCCGGCGGCCCCCCGGCACCCGCUGCAGCCCCCCUACCCCUACCCCUACCGCUUCCUGCUCAACGAGCCGCACAAGUGCCGGGACCGGGCGCCCUUCCUGGUGCUGCUGGUGGUGACGGAGCCGCGGGACACGGCCGGGCGGCACGCCGUGCGGCACACCUGGGGCAACGAGAGCGCCGUGGGCGGCGUGGCCGUGCUGCGGCUCUUCCUCACCGGCGUGCACCCGGUGUUCGGGGCGCCGCUGCAGCGGGUGCUGGAGGAGGAGAGCGCCCUGCACCACGACAUCCUGCAGCAGGACUUCCUCGACACCUACAACAACCUGACGCUGAAGACGCUGAUGGGGCUGGAGUGGGUGAGCAAGCACUGCCCCGACGCCAGCUACGUGGUGAAGGCGGACCACGACGUCUUCCUCAACCUGGACUACCUGGUGCGGCGGCUGCUGCAGCCCCAGCUGCCCCCCAAGCGGGACUUCAUGACGGGCUACGUCUACCGCAACACGGGGCCGCUGCGCAACAAGGCCUACAAGUGGUACGUGCCGCCGGAGGUGUACCCCAACGAGACCUACCCGCCCUACUGCGGCGGGCCCGCCUACGUGCUCUCGGGCGACCUGGCGCGCAGGGUCUACGGGGCGGCCCAGGCGCUGCCCCUCAUCAACAUGGAGGACUCCUUCGUGGGGAUCUGCCUGCACGCGCUGGGCGUCCGCGUCACCAGCAGCCCCCGCGGCCUCUUCAACAUGUACAAGAUCGCCUACGACAAGUGCCGGUUCUCCAGGCUGGUCAUGGUGCACCACUACGGCCCCCGGGAGCUGCUCCAGCUCUGGCCCCACUUCCAGGCGCCGGAGCCGACCUGCCCCCCCUAGCAGCGGCGCCGGGGGGCCGCGCCGGCCCCCCGCCCGCCCCGGACUCCGGCCGCCCCCGGCUCCGCCGCGCUCGCUCGGAGCCGCCUCCGAACCUCUCGAGCCUCGGCCGAGCCGCCGCCGCGGCGUGUUCCCGCGAGGGUCCGCGCCGCCCCCGGGACUCGGACUCGCUGCGGGGAACCACGUUUGCUCUUUUUGCAUUACCGCGGAUGCCCCUUUUUUGCACAGCGUCCGCCGGGUUGGGUGUCAGGACACGUUAAGUUAUAGCAGUUUUAUUUGUAAAUAAAGGGGCCGGGACAGAGCCGGCCCAAGGGAA